This is a messenger RNA of Pistacia vera, 420 nucleotides long. RefSeq names its product major pollen allergen Ole e 10-like. Lineage: Eukaryota; Viridiplantae; Streptophyta; Magnoliopsida; Sapindales; Anacardiaceae. The record is from RefSeq and is a predicted model, not a curated record. The coding region runs from base 1 to 420 and encodes 139 amino acids. The transcript is spliced from 5 exons.
AUGAAUGCUUUCUAUCAGGCAUCCGGCAGACAGAAAUUUGAUUGUGACUUCAAAAGCUCCGCCCUCAUUGCUUUGACUGAUCCAAGUUCUUCUAGUUGCACUUACCCUGGGGCUGAAGCAGAUGUGGACACAUCGAAUACUUGGUGUGUGGCAAAACCUACAGCAAACGACAAUAUAUUGCAAUCCAACAUUGAUUUUGCUUGCCAAAAGACGAACUGUGACCCAAUUAAAGAAGGUGGUCUCUGCUUCAACCCUAAUACCCUCAUGCACCAUGCCUCGUAUGCUAUGAAUAGUUACUACCAACUUUCUGGCAGGGAUGCUGCAAGCUGUGACUUCAACAAUUCUGCCAUGAUUGUUACCAGCAAUCCAGGUUAUGGUACUGGUUGCUAUUAUGCUUCUGCAUUACCACUACAAAUAUAG